GCAUGCGCACAUGCUGCUCUGCGUUCACUUCCACAUAAACAAGAGCAGUGCAGUGGACAGCGAAACAUGGAGCAUCGCUUUGACAGGGCGGCAGCGGUGCUGUCACCGCUGGAGGAGUCCAGCGCGGAGGUGAGCAGAGACAGCGGCAUCGUGUCGCAGAGCGCCAGCAGCUUGUCUAUGGUGAGCGAGGCCCUGAGCAGCGGCACUGUGUCUCAGAGCCCGAGCUUCGGCGCUGCAGUGGCCCAGAGCCCGAGCUCAGCAGCCGGAGAAACCCAGCCGGAGCCAACACAAGACGACGAGCUCCUGAGACACACCGCCAUCACUUACUCCUCGUAUAUCAGAGCCAACGUGGAGGAAGAGGUCCUGUGCUUGGAGAAAAGCCUGGAGGAAAUGCUGACAAGAGUCGAUGAGUUUGUUGGUAUGCUUGAUAUGAUUCGAAACGACACCUCACAGGUGGUCAAUGAGAACUUACCACAGAUACAAAGAAAAUCUGAAGAGAUGAGAGGGAUUUACCGAAAAAUUGACAAAUUGGAGGCCUUUGUCAAAAUGGUUGGAGCCAAUGUCAGUGCAAUGGAGGAGCAAGUAACUCAAGUCGAAGGGGAAGUUGGGACCCUACCAGGCACCUUCAAAAAGUUCUUCCGCACAAUGGCCGUACCAGGUUUUUUAAAUAAACCUGCUAGUCCAAGAAGGCAAUCACAAAAACAUCAAGAGCUUCCCAGUGUAUUUAGGACAGAAGAUUACUUUAAACCUCAGUCUGAGCAGUAAAAGAGACUAUCGUAUUGACUUCAUGAAGUACCAAUCAAGACCAGGGUUCUCCAACAUCAGCAGUGCUGCCUGCUUUCAGAUGCAAACACCUGGGAUUGCUAACACAAACAUUUCUCGGUCACUUUAUCUGCAACUUAAUCAAUGAAUCCUGAUCGAAGCCAACUGUUAUUUUAGUAGGCAGUCUAAUGGCAGCUAGUUUUAUAACAAACAGAAGCUUUGGUUUUAAAUAACUUUUGUUUUUUUCCUGAAGUGCCUCUCCAGGAA
This is a messenger RNA of Onychostoma macrolepis, 1029 nucleotides long. It is a transcript of the gene bloc1s4, whose product is annotated as biogenesis of lysosomal organelles complex-1, subunit 4, cappuccino. Gene Ontology annotation, cellular component: BLOC-1 complex. The record is from RefSeq and is a predicted model, not a curated record. Bases 67 to 765 code for a protein of 232 amino acids. Lineage: Eukaryota; Metazoa; Chordata; Actinopteri; Cypriniformes; Cyprinidae. The transcript is spliced from 5 exons.